This is a messenger RNA of Anopheles marshallii, 831 nucleotides long. RefSeq names its product protein Fer3-like. Gene Ontology annotation, molecular function: RNA polymerase II transcription regulatory region sequence-specific DNA binding; DNA-binding transcription factor activity, RNA polymerase II-specific; protein dimerization activity. The transcript is spliced from 2 exons. The record is from RefSeq and is a predicted model, not a curated record. Lineage: Eukaryota; Metazoa; Arthropoda; Insecta; Diptera; Culicidae. Bases 1 to 831 code for a protein of 276 amino acids. Gene Ontology annotation, biological process: developmental process; regulation of transcription by RNA polymerase II.
AUGGAACCACCGUUCCCGCCGGAUGUGGCACCGUUCACGCCUAUCUGGGGCCAGGAAAACCCGUCCCCGAUGGUACACUAUCCGGAGCUGAUGGCUGGAUUUCCGUGCGCUGACUUAGCGAUCUGGCCCCGGCAGCAGGUUGGUAGCUUCGUCAGUCAACGGCUCUCGCCGCGCGGAGCACAGCCGGCACCGUCCAGUGGGUCGAACAAGAAAACGCGCCGCCGGGUAGCUUCGAUGGCACAGCGCCGGGCGGCCAACAUACGCGAGCGGCGUCGUAUGUUCAAUCUGAACGAAGCCUUCGACAAGUUGCGCCGCAAGGUGCCGACAUUUGCGUACGAAAAGCGAUUGUCGCGCAUCGAAACACUGCGUCUAGCGAUCACGUACAUUGGCUUCAUGUCGGAGUUGCUCGCCGGAACGCCCACGCACGAUGGCCGUUCGCCCGAGCUGUAUCCGAGCGUGUUGGCCGCAACCGCACACCAUGCACCGCAUCAUCACCAACACCACCACCAUCAUCAUCAUCAUAACCAUUCGCAGCAGCAACACAACAACCAUUCGUCACAACAUCAGCAGCAGCAGCAACAGCAACAACCAUCGCACCAUCAUGCGCAUCUUCAUCACCAACAGCAACAUCACAGCCUGCAUGGAUCGUCGGCGACACAGGCGUCUGCAGCAGCCGGAGCCACGGCUCACAUGCACCAUCACCCUUCGCUGCAAAGGGCCGCCGUGGCUGCGGCUGCAGUUGCCGCUGCGGCUGCUACUACCGGUGCGGUCAAUGGGACCGAAUACCAUCCGGCAUACGGUACCGGGACCGUACCACAUCAUGCAGUUUGA